CUCUUUUUCAUUCCUAAUCAUCAUUCAUUCCUUACCAACUCCGAUCGACCACAAUGAGCAGCAGACUUCAAGGAAAGAACGUCUUGAUUACCGGCGCGUCCUCGGGUAUCGGUGAGGCAUGCGCUCGCCAUUUCGCACAGGCUGGAUCAAACUUGUUGCUGGCUGCACGUCGCAAGGAGCGUUUGGAGUCCCUGAAGCAAGAGUUGGAGAGCAAGUAUCCGUCGAUCAAGGUAUCGACCUUUGAAUUGGAUGUCCGUGUCAAGGCCAAGGUGAAUGCGGCGAUCGAGCACUUUGGAGAGGUUGAUGUCCUUGUCAACAACGCCGGACUGGUGAUUGGGUUGGACAAGCUGGAGGACAUCACAGAGGAUGCGUUGGACACCAUGAUCGACACGAAUGUGAAGGGUCUGGUGCAUGUCACCCAGGCGGUGCUGCCGGGGAUGCGUAAGCGCAACAAGGGACAUAUCAUCAACAUCGGAUCGGUGGCUGGUCAGCAGCCCUAUGCGAACGGAUCGAUUUACUGUGCUACCAAGGCGGCGGUCGCCUCGAUCACUCGUGCGCUCAUGGCCGAGACCGUCGAUACCGCCAUCCGUAUCUCGGAGGUGAACCCAGGCCUGGUCGAGACCGAGUUCUCGGUGGUCCGCUUCCGUGGCGAUAAGGAAAAGGCCGACUCGGUCUACAAGGGUGUUGAACCCCUGACGGGUGACGAUAUCGCAGAGACCGUUAUCUUUGUGGCCGGGCGUCCUGAACAUGUCAACAUUGCGGAGAUGCUCGUCUUCCCCACUAACCAGGCAGCCGCCACCAACGUCUACCGUCGGCCUUGAAAUCAUUUCAUAGAACAUGGAGGUUCUCUUAUCCGAUCCUACAGAGAAUAAAAAAAAAAAUAAGCGCUCCUGUCUGGGGUAUUGUCUGAAUU
Molecule: messenger RNA, 913 nt
Organism: Gamsiella multidivaricata
Lineage: Eukaryota; Fungi; Mortierellomycota; Mortierellomycetes; Mortierellales; Mortierellaceae
Exons: 5
Coding region: 54-821 (255 amino acids)
Cellular component (GO): cytosol
Molecular function (GO): oxidoreductase activity
Source: RefSeq, a predicted model, not a curated record